Molecule: messenger RNA, 708 nt
Organism: Cylindrotheca closterium
Lineage: Eukaryota; Bacillariophyta; Bacillariophyceae; Bacillariales; Bacillariaceae
Source: the annotation of a GenBank genome assembly
AUGCAAAUAACGAUUGAGAAACGUCAAUGUUACCACCAAGAAGGAACUUUUCCUGUAAAGCUCCAUCAAAUGUUAGAAGCCGUAUCGGAUUCCUCGGAAAUGAGCCACUACGCCUCAUGGGAUCCUGAUGGCCGCUCCUUUACCAUCGCAGAUCCAAAGGAGUUUACCGACAAAAUCAUGAGCCACUUCUUCAAUCAAACAAAGUAUAAGAGUUUUCAGCGACAGCUCAACUUUUACGGUUUCUAUCGAACAUGUAGGGGCAAAAUCAGAGGUGUUUACUCGCAUCCCUUGUUUCAAAGAAACCAGCCUGCAUUGUGCAAUCAUAUGAAGAGACUCGAUUCACGAGAUCACAAGGAAGGCACAACUUCAAGCAACAAAACUUUGCGAAUGAGUUGUUCUAGUCUACAUCAGUUGCCCAAGGAGAUCACCAUUAAUGGCCCACGUUUGCAGCCUACGGAGAGCAAUUUUUCAAAACCAGUUUUCACACAAUCAGAAUAUCACGACAAAUCGCUGAACCCAUUGCCUUUCCCAACAUGCGCUUCUUCACCUUCCCAUUUGCGGACGGUGAGUGUCAAAACAGCGACCACGUCAGAAGAGAGCAGCUCAUGUUGCGACAGCAGUAUUGGAACGAUCGACAUAUUGCUGCCGGUGGACAAUUCAUGGGAAUUUAAUGGAAGUUUUGGUGAUGACUUUUUCCAAGCUUUAUAG